This is a messenger RNA of Hippocampus comes (tiger tail seahorse), 2690 nucleotides long. RefSeq names its product ST3 beta-galactoside alpha-2,3-sialyltransferase 5 (gene st3gal5). Gene Ontology annotation, molecular function: lactosylceramide alpha-2,3-sialyltransferase activity. The coding region runs from base 139 to 1308 and encodes 389 amino acids. NCBI's taxonomy places the organism in Eukaryota, Metazoa, Chordata, Actinopteri, Syngnathiformes, Syngnathidae. The record is from RefSeq and is a predicted model, not a curated record. The transcript is spliced from 8 exons.
UUGGAAUGCUCGACGCCCCAUUGUAACUGCGGGAAUCAGCCAAGACGAGCAUAGACGUGAGAAUGUUUCUGGAUCAAUAUAAUUUCAAAAAAUGAUCUCGAAUCGCAACAUCCCCAACACGAUGAAGUAGUGGGAUCCAUGGUAAGAACAAGAUCCUUGCUUCAUCACGCAAAGCAGAUCACCUCCUAUUAUGGUGUGAAUUCCGGGAACAUGAAGCUCCCAAAACGCUGGGUAGCACCCAGACGUGCCUUUCUAUUGGUGGGAGUUUUCUGUGUGCUGUGUCUGGUGAUACUUUCAUCUCGGUCUGGGAAAGACACACUGAAACCUCUCGAUUGGCAUGUCAGCCCUGAGUAUAAAAAGCUAGUGCACCAACAUGUUCAAAAAGUACUGGAGCGUGAAUGUCAUCGUGGAAGCACCAGGCAGGGGCUUUUUGCUCGACUCCCCGCUUCCAGUCACAUGACCCAACCCUUCCUGUGGAAGAACACGCCACUUUCAAGCAACCUCUUCAAGUAUCCACCCCCCUUUGGUUUCAGAGGUCUUCGGGGAAAAAUACCCUCUCUGCUUCAGCAGCUACCAGAGUCCAACGAAGCACCCUUGUUUAAAACGGGUCCUGAUACAUGUCGGCGCUGUGUGGUCAUUGGAAAUGGAGGUAUUUUGAAAGGCCUGGAGCUGGGUCCUUUCAUUGAUCGUUUCGACACCAUUAUAAGGUUGAACAGCGGUCCUCUAGGAGAGUUCAGUGUUGAUGUUGGGAAUCGAACCAGCCUCAGGAUAAGUUAUCCAGAAGGCACCCCCACUCACUGGCUUGACACAGACCCAGAGACCGUGUUUGUAGCUGUGGUCUAUAAAAGUGUAGAUGUCAGCUGGAUCACCGCAAUGAUUAACAAGCUCACCGUGUCAUUGUGGGACUGGCUCUUCUUCUGGCAGAAUGUUCCAGAGGAAAUCCCCCUUGAACGGAACAGGUUCAGACUCUUAAAUCCACUCGUCAUCAAAGAAACGGCUUUAGAUUUACUGAAAUUCUCCCCGCCUACAACACGCUUGUGGGGCUGGGACCAGAAUGUACCCACCCUGGGAAUCUCUGCACUGGAUUUAGCUAGUUUGCUGUGUGACGAGGUGAGCCUCGCGGGCUUUGGCUACAACCUGUCCCAGGAAAGGAUUCCAAUGCAUUACUAUGAUCAGCUGCCUAUGAGCUUCAUGCUUUGGCAGAAAAUGCACAAUGUGAAUGAAGAGACCAAAGUCCUUAAAAGUCUGAUCAAAGAGGGAACCAUCACUGACCUGACGGGGGGUGUUCACUGUUCCUUCUGCCCCUGAUUACCUCCAAACUACAGUCCCCCGCAAAAGCGUUGGAACGGCAAGGUCAAGUCCUUUGUUUUGUUCUACACUGAAGAUGUUAUAAUUCACAGAUCAAAAGACGAACGAAUAUGAGAGAUAAGUUCAGGAUUCCGCUUUUGUUUCAUGGUAUUUACAUCAAGAGCUGUGAUCAAAUGCUCACACUUCCACCUCAAUUGCGUGUUCCCACUGAGGGUGCGCGUGUGUAAGGCUUCCUAACUCUCUAAAGUGCUCUGUUACCUCGCCCUUUUUGCGCCCUUGGUCCGCACUCCGGCUGAGCCCACAUCCCAGUGCCCUCAGCCGAAGCAUUUAAUCCACAAUUUAUUGUGGAUUUAACCAAAAUAACGGUAGAAUUCCUGUGCAUGUGGCCUAAAAAGCGUGUUUUCAAGUCUAAGUAUCGACAUAUUAAAUAGUUUAUCAUUUGUACGUGUGUAAUUUCAAUCAAAGCUUUAAAGUCACCUGUGUAUUUUGCCCUGUUUCGGUUGGCAUACUUAGCGACCUUCCGUAGAUUGUGCGGGAGGCCGCAAAUACUGCAUCGCAAAUCCAGGCCUGGAGCCAUUGCUGCCAUCGAAUGGGACCCCGAGCCCAAGUUUUUACUUUUACUACUACUCUACUGCAGUUUUAAUUGCAUUUUAAGCAGCAAAAUUGCCAAAACAACAACCGGUGUGGCCAUGUUUGAUGACUCAUAUCCAACACAGUGGGGCAGAAACGGUGACGUAACUCACACUCUCCCAAUUCUGCAAUUUUUACACACUUGUAACCUUUGCUCCCGAACACUUUGUGCACUAUUAGGUGUACACUUCAUUGAGGACCGUGGGGCCUAUUGUGGGUAUCUGGACAGGACCUUGAUAUGUUAAAAUAGAGCACUUUUUGUUUGAAGGCACUCACUUUUCAAGUGAGUGAAAGUAUUGGAAUGGACAUGAUUAAAGUUACUUAAAAGUGAAUAUUAUUUAAUAUUUGCAGGAGCAGAGCAAAAAGCGUCUGGCUUCGCCAAGAACCACAGCAUGCAAAAAAAAAAAAGGCUCCUAACAUGAACGAAACAGAAAAAUAAAGUAGAUACAAGAGUUUGUGAACAGGAAAUCACUGCCUACCUUAGUAGAGACCUGACAUGGAGGCAUGGGGUGCAAUUUUAUAGCGUGUUAACGACCGUAGCUCACGUGUACCAUUUUAAAAUGCUUCUCAUUCUUUGCCAGUACCCUCGGUGAAUUGUACAUGAAACAAAAUCUGAAUGAGAAUAAUAACAAUAAAAUAUAUAGCGCAACACCUCUGAUUGCAAGCGGAAAUUGCAGAAUGCUGAUUGCUAACAACUUCCGGUGAUGCAGGUCACGGGCCACCGUAGGUUAAAGGUGACUUGCUUUUUUAUU